UGCUUAUCUUUGCCUUGUUUAACAUAUAAAUUGGCGGGUAAAUUUGGCGGUUUUUUUUUAUAUUUUUCCAUUUCAUCACUCCGUCUAAGCUGCCGGAGUGACUCUAUAAUAAAAAUGCUUACCAGUCUAGUUGUUGGUUUCUGUAACGCCUACCUGGGGCAAUAUCUGGAAAAUCUAGACAAGAAUCAACUUUCGUUUUCUCUCCUACAAGGAAAGGCUGAAUUACAAAACUUGUCUAUUAAAAAAACUGCUUUUGAAAACCUUGACUUGCCAUUUUCCAUUCAUGCUGGAUUUGUGGGGAAAAUUUGUAUUGACAUACCACUUACAAGAAUAAGCAGUCAACCAUGGGUUAUAUCCUUUGAUCAAAUGUAUGUGAUAGCUGGUCCCAAGAAAAAAAAUAAGGUAGGGAUAGUUUUUGUUGUAGUUGUUUCUUUCUUCAUUUUCACUUCAAAAGAAUUUAUGAACUGUUUGCAUCAUAAAAAGGAACAAAUGGAGAAGAAUGAACCUUUGGAAUCUCUUGAAUAUAAAAGAGCUGCUCUGGAUUUAAUGGAAGCUGAAUGGAGAUCAGAACUUGGUUUUCGUGGUUUAGCAUCUUUGUUGUACAAUUCAACAUGUUCAUCUUGGAUAAGCCAUUUAACUAGUCUGGUGACUAAUAUUGUGCAAAACAUUGAGCUUACACUGACAAAUGUCCACAUAAGGUUUGAAGAUGCUGGUAUAUCAUGCCCUGGUAAAGUUAUGGCAUGUGGCUUGCAUCUAAAGUCAUUCACUGCUCAGACGUGCGACGAAAAAAGGAAAACGUCUAAGUUCCUGUACUAUAGUCCAGAGUUCAUGUAUAAACUGUUGGAACUCAACGGAUUAGCAGUUUAUUGGGACACAGAUUCUAACGUCUUCGCCGACCUGCCCCUGAAUGAUCUGUGCCAGAAAAUGGAACGUUGUUUGAUACAGCGAGAUGCAUUCAUCCUAACUCCUACCCAUGGCUAUGCCCACAUUAAGCGGAACCGUGUUACUGCUCCCCUGCAAUCCCUCGAGCAACCACGCAUUAAGUGUGAUUUCGUACUCGACCAAGUCGACAUUGAAUUUCGUGAUGCCCAGUAUUACCAAUGCUGCAAAAUUCUUGAGAUGCUAUCUCGCCAUGGUAACCAUAAAUUCAACCCAGGGCGUCAAUGGAAGUAUGCUGGGGAGCGUAUCAUUGCUGCAAUCCAUGAAAGAAAGAAGGUCGAGAACUGGCCUUUUGUGAUUCAUCGCGUUCAAGAUAUUCUCCUCUACGUUCGUUCUUAUAAAGAGCACUUGAUGAAUUCCUCUGCAGCCGCAGAAUUCGAGCUAGAACGCGAAAGAAUUGAAUCCGAGUUUGAAUUAAAAGAACUAAUGAUCUUACGGUCUAUUGCUAUGCAACAAAUUUCUAAGAGACGAAGUGUUUUCCAUCGCUGGUACAACGAUUUCUCGACAUGGUGGUAUGCAGAAGAACACUGGACGCAUUCAGCAAAUAACGAGUCAAUUAUUGAAAAGACAACUGAGCAUGAGAUCCUCGAAAUGCUAGAGGAGGCUAGAAAAGAUAAUCGGAUUCGAAAGGAAGACUUGCUUCCUAUUCAAUUUAGUUUCGCAUUGAAACAUGGAUGUUUUCGCUUGUCUUCCUGUCCUAAGAGCAUUGAAACUUACCAGCCAGCUAAUCUUCUCGUGGAACUCGAGUUGCGUGAAAUCGUUGUCGAUGUUUGGAAAUCACAUUCGAAAAUUGGUUGGAUUAAACUGCAUGUUAGUGUCGGGAACAUUUCCUUGUGCAACCGCACAACUAAAUUUUUCCAAACUUCAGCAAAUCCAGAGAAUGCGACUCCACUUUUUAAUUUCGUGUACGAAAAACAGCCGCCUGAUGGCAACUGGAACCAUCGUUUAAAGAUCAAUGCUUUGCCUACGGAAUGCGUUUACAAACAUGCAGUUGUUGGUCAAAUUAGAGAAUGUUUUCCUCUCCCCAAAAAAGAUCGUUCUUUACUCGGCCAGCGUGUCCAGAAGGAAGUCCGUUCUCGUUUUAAACUUGUUAAACGCAAGGCUACAAAAAUUUUGAAAAUGACUGCGGCUAAGCUUUCGAAUAACGAGUCGUGGGAUUUGCAGAUUAACGUCGCGAUUCUACGCAUUCUAAUCGCGGAAUCGCCUUUUAGUCCAGUUCCACUUACCAUGGAGUUUGGCCCCAUUUAUGUGAAUCCCACGGCCAAUUGCACUGUCGCCGGGUUGACCUCCUUGUCCACGGAUAAUACCAUAGACGAGCCAUAGAAGACGAGAAAGAAAAAAGGAAACAUGUGCUACUGGCCCAUCGUAGACUUACUAUUUUCUGACUGUUUCGUAUUACAACGCAAGCAGAUUACGUCGUUCCUGAAAUGACACACAGCCCCUAAAUUUAUGAAUGUACGACUAUAUCCCCUUUCUCUAAUUCCCAUAAUUGUUUUGUUGAUGAUACGCACAUAUAAAUUCUUCCCAUCCUA
Molecule: messenger RNA, 2471 nt
Organism: Daphnia magna
Lineage: Eukaryota; Metazoa; Arthropoda; Branchiopoda; Diplostraca; Daphniidae
Product: vacuolar protein sorting-associated protein 13D
Exons: 4
Coding region: 115-2262 (715 amino acids)
Biological process (GO): protein targeting to vacuole; protein retention in Golgi apparatus; mitochondrion organization
Cellular component (GO): extrinsic component of membrane
Source: RefSeq, a predicted model, not a curated record